CAGAGCAAGGUCCAGCUUGCACGGCCCAGUCGACCACCUCUCGACACCCUCGAGCCUUCCACCACCAUGGCCACAAAGCUCGCUCACACCAAGACGGCCGACGAGCUCCUGCGCGAGUUCCACGUCGAACCCGAGCGCGGCCUCACCUCGAAGCAGGUCGACGACAACCAGCGCAAGUUCGGCAAGAACGUCCUGCCGCAGGAGGACUCGGCCCCGCUGUGGAAGCUCAUCCUCGAGCAGUUCAAGGAUCAGCUCGUCCUCAUCCUCCUCGCGUCCGCCGGCGUCUCGCUCGUCCUCGCGUUCUUCGAGGAGGGCGACGACAAGGCGACCGCCUACGUCGAGCCCGUCGUCAUCCUCGCCAUCCUCGUCGCCAACGCAUGGGUCGGCGUCGCGCAAGAGACGAGCGCCGAGAAAGCCAUCGAGGCCCUCAUGGAGUACUCGCCCGACGAGGCCAAGGUCAUUCGCGACGGCCGCACCGCCAAGGUGCACGCCGUCGAGCUCGUCCCGGGCGACCUCAUCUCGCUCGCGGUCGGCGACAAGGUGCCGGCCGACGCGCGCGUGCUCAGCAUCAGCUCGGCGAGCUUCACGGUCGACCAGGCGCUCCUCACGGGCGAGAGCCAGAGCGUCAGCAAGUCGACCGACGUCGUCGCCGACGAGCACGCUGUCAAGCAGGACAUGACCAACCUCCUCUUCUCGGGCACGACCGUCGUCUCGGGCAAGUGCCUCGCGCUCGUCGUCGCGACGGGCGUCGAGACGGCCAUCGGCGACAUCCACUCGUCCAUCACGUCCCAGAUCGGCCAGAAGACGCCGCUCAAGGUCAAGGUCGACGAGUUCAGUGACCAGCUCGCGAAAGUCAUCGCCGUCAUCUGCAUCCUCGUGUGGCUUAUCAACUGGCGCAACUUCUUCGACCCCUCGCACGGCUCGGUGCUCAAGGGCUCGAUCUUCUACUUCAAGAUUGCCGUCUCGCUCGCCGUCGCCGCCAUCCCCGAGGGCCUGCCCGCCGUCAUCACGACCUGCCUGUCGCUCGGCGCGUCGCGCAUGGCCCGCAAGAACGCCAUCGUGCGCUCACUCCCGAGUGUCGAGACGCUCGGCGCCACCAACGUCAUCUGCUCGGACAAGACGGGCACCCUGACGACGAACCAGAUGAGCGUCUCGAACUUCGCCAUCGUCGAGAACGGCACGGUCGAGGAGUUCCAGGUCGAGGGCACCACCUACGCGCCGACCGGCAACGUCCUGUCGAACGGCAAGGUCGUCGACGCGCAGACGUUCUCGCGCCCGGCUUUCAAGCGCCUCGCCCAGAUCGCCUCGCUGUGCAACGACGCCAAGAUCGCAUACUCGGACGACAACGGCUCGUACGCGUGCGUCGGCGAGCCGACCGAGGGCGCCCUGCGCACGCUCGCCGAGAAGAUUGGCUUGACCGACGCCGCCAACCAGCUCGCGUCGCUCGCGCCCGCCGCCCGCGUCGGCGCCGUCAACUCGGAGAUCGAGGCGCGCUUCUCGCGCCUGCUCACGUUCGAGUUUUCGCGCGACCGCAAGUCGAUGUCGGUCCUCGUGCGCGAGAAGGAGGCGACGACGGCGGCGCUGUACGUCAAGGGCGCGCCCGAGUCGGUCCUCGACCGGUGCGAGUUCAUCCAGACGUCGUCCGGCCGUGAGCCGUUGACGGCCGCCCUGCGCGCCGACCUCGACCGCGCCAUCCUCGCGUACGGCUCGCGAGGCCUGCGCGCGCUCGCGCUCGCCUACGUCGACGACGUCGACUCGGACGCGGCGCACUACAAGGUCGACUCGCCGACCAAGUACGUCGGGUUCGAGCAGCGCAUGGUCUUUGCCGGCCUCGUCGGCAUGCUCGACCCGCCGCGGCCCGAGGUGCGCGGCGCCAUCGCCAAGUGCAAGACGGCCGGCGUGCGCGUCAUCGUCAUCACGGGCGACAACAAGUCGACGGCCGAGACGAUCGCGCGCGACAUUGGCGUCUUUGGCAAGCAGGAGGACCUCGCGGGCAAGAGCUUCACCGGCCGCGAGUUUGACGCGCUCGACGAGCAGGGCAAGGUCAAGGCCGUCCUCGACGCGAGCCUGUUCAGCCGCACCGAGCCGGGCCACAAGCUCAAGAUUGUCGAGCUCCUCCAGUCGCAGGGCCUCGUGUGCGCCAUGUCGGGCGACGGCGUCAACGACGCGAGCGCGAUCCGCCGCGCCGACAUCGGCAUCGCCAUGGGCAGCGGCACCGACAUCGCCAAGCUGUCCUCGGACCUCGUCCUCGCCGACGACAACUUUGCGACGAUCGAGAUGGCCAUCGAGGAGGGCCGCGCCAUCUACGAGAACACGAAGCAGUUCAUCCGCUACCUCAUCUCCAGCAACAUUGGCGAGGUCGUCUCCAUCUUCCUCACCGUCCUCCUCGGCAUGCCCGAGGCGCUCCUGUCGAUCCAGCUCCUGUGGACCAACCUGAUCACGGACGGCUUGCCGGCUACGGCGCUCGGCUUCAACCCGCCGGACCACCAGAUCAUGCGCCGUCCGCCUCGGUCGUCCAAGGAGCCCCUCAUCAGCGGGUGGCUCUUCGUCCGGUACUUGAUCAUCGGCACCUACGUCGGAGCAGCGACCGUCUUUGGCUACGCCUGGUGGUUCAUGUUCUACGAGGGCGGCCCGCAAAUCUCGUGGUACCAGCUCACGCACUUCCACUCGUGCGCCGAGUCGUUCCCGUCGAUCGGCUGCAGCAUGUUCACCAACGAGAUGGCCAAGCGCGCCACGACCAUCUCGCUCUCGAUCCUCGUCGUCAUCGAGAUGUUCAACGCCCUCAACUCGCUCGCCGAGAACGAGUCGCUGUUGACGCUCCCGCCGUGGAGCAACCUGUACCUUUGCGGCGCCAUCGCCCUCUCCAUGGUCCUCCACUUUGCCAUCCUCUACGUCCCCUUCCUCCAGACCCUGUUCCAGGUCAUGCCCCUCAACGUCGCCGAGUGGAAGGCCGUCGUCUUGAUCUCGUUCCCCGUCAUCAUCAUUGACGAGGUUUUGAAGGUCAUCACCAACACGGUCAUCUCGCCGCCGACCAAGCUCAAGCAGGAGUGAGCGCGUCGCCGAGCCGCCGUCGAGGAGGCUUCCGUGGUGGGCUCAAGCUACGAGGUCGCCGGAGCGGAACCCUGUCGACGGCGCGAGGAGGAGGAGCGCGCGAAAGUGGGAAAAGGGGAGGUCGUUCUCUCUCUCUAGACGCAAAUCUUGUUACUGUCUUCCAAUCGCACACGCAUGUCUAGCAGCU
Molecule: messenger RNA, 3238 nt
Organism: Rhodotorula graminis WP1
Lineage: Eukaryota; Fungi; Basidiomycota; Microbotryomycetes; Sporidiobolales; Sporidiobolaceae
Exons: 9
Coding region: 67-3051 (994 amino acids)
Biological process (GO): intracellular calcium ion homeostasis; calcium ion transmembrane transport
Cellular component (GO): membrane
Molecular function (GO): ATP hydrolysis activity; P-type calcium transporter activity; ATP binding
Source: RefSeq, a predicted model, not a curated record